CAACGAGAGGCGCUACAGUCGUGAAGAGGUCUGAAGAAAUUUGUGAAGCCGUGCAAAUUCAGUGAGACAAAUUUACGUGAAUUCCAAGGAAAAGCAGCAUCGCACAUCAUGUCAGAUGAUUACUUGAGCAAACCUCUGUCCUUUGGCGUGCCUACAGAAUCUCCAACCCCAAGCAGAAAACAGGCCACACAAUCACUCUCGCCCUACCUCAACUAUGACCCACGCUUCCUGCAGAGUGCCCAGCCAGAAUUCAUAUUUCCCGAGGGGGCAUCAAAGCAGCGGGGGCGCUUUGAGUUGGCAUUCUCCCAGAUUGGAUCAUCUGUGAUGACGGGAGCCGCAGUGGGUGGCGUCGCGGGUCUGUACAACGGCAUCAAGGCGACAAAUUUAGCGAAUCAGACGGGAAAACUGCGGAGAACACAGCUCCUGAACCAUGUGAUGAAGCAGGGCAGCGCCACGGCCAACACGUUGGGCACCAUCGCCGUGAUGUACUCGGGCUUUGGUGUGCUGCUACAGUGGGCACGUGGAGAGGAUGAUGAGAUCAACACGGUGCUGGCGGGCGCGGGCACGGGUCUGCUGUACAAAUCCACGGCGGGCUUGAGGAAGUGUGCCAUCGGUGGCGGUGUGGGCUUCACGCUGGCCGCGCUGUACUGUCUGUGGGGCAUUUCGCGAGGCAAAUCCAGCAAAUUCAGUGACUUUAAGCAGUACAUGUAAACGUAUGAAGAGAAGGGAGGAAAGACACCAAAAUAUACCAUAGCCAAGUUAGUGGAAGCCUCAUGUUCUCAGGUAUUUUUUUUGCCAACACUGUGUGCGAGAAGAAUAUGGUUA
Messenger RNA from Phlebotomus argentipes, 825 nucleotides. RefSeq names its product mitochondrial import inner membrane translocase subunit Tim23 (gene Tim23). Bases 109 to 711 code for a protein of 200 amino acids. Gene Ontology annotation, molecular function: transmembrane protein transporter activity. NCBI's taxonomy places the organism in Eukaryota, Metazoa, Arthropoda, Insecta, Diptera, Psychodidae. The transcript has 3 exons. Gene Ontology annotation, biological process: protein import into mitochondrial matrix. Gene Ontology annotation, cellular component: mitochondrial inner membrane; TIM23 mitochondrial import inner membrane translocase complex. The record is from RefSeq and is a predicted model, not a curated record.